AUGGUGAAAAAUACAGGGCUUGAACUUUUUGCUGAAAUGGAAAAGAAGGGACCUAAACCAAAUGCUGUGACAUUUGUUGGAGUUCUCACUGCAUGUAAUCACAAAACUCUGGUAAAUGAAGCAUGGCGAGUAUUGGGACGUAUGAGUAAAGUUUAUAGCAUUGCUCCAGAGAUUGAGCACUAUGGGUGCAUGGUUGAUCUCUUGGCCCGUGCUGGGCGAGUGAAUGAGGCAGAGAUAUUGAUAAGAAGUAUGGCAAUGGAACCAGACGGAGCUAUAUGGGGGUCUUUACUUAACGGGUGUCUGAUACAUGGCCAUUUUGAGUUAGCCGGUAAGGUUGGGAAGCUUCUCAUUCAAUUAGAGCCUCAACAUAGUGGAAGGUAUGUUCUUUUAGCAAACAUGUACGCCAAAAUGGAAAACUGGGAAGAUGUGUUGAGGCUAAGGAAAAUGAUGAAGGAUAGAGAGGUAGUUUCAAUUUCUGCUUGGAGUUUCAUUGAGAUUGAUGGUGUUGUGCAUAAAUUCUUAGCCAAUGAUAAGUCUCAUUCUCAUUCAAGAAGUAUAUACCAAACAUUAAGUCAAGUAAGCAAGGAACUCGAAAGUUUUUCCAAUGCCAAUGAUUCUUUGCUAUUGUAAACCAAGUGGAAUCGGAAAGGUCAAUCCAAAGCAAGCAUGUCAUCGCGGACUGCUUGUUAUUCAAUCACUAUGUCCGUGGAUUCUUCUGCUGAUGGAAGUUAGUGAUUGCAAAGGAACCAGACAAGUGGACAUCCUGUACUAUUGUGUGUCCUUGAGUCAUAAGCUUCUCCAAGGGACUGAGAAUUAUAUAAAGCUUCAUCAGAUUGUGGAUGAAACUGUCAAGAAGCUUCAAGCUGAAGUAUCUGGCUUACCUGUUAAUAUGCGCAGGGUUAUAUUUUGGCACUGUAAGGCUCAAAAUAUGAAUUAUCCUGCACACCAACUUGCAUAGUCCUACCAGUGAAGAUAAAAGUUUGUUGUCAAAAUAUGCACCAAUUUUAUAUGAUUUUCCAAUUUUCCAGUAUCCAUGAAAAGCCAAUUGUAUAUAGGUGAGUCAUAUGUUCUCAUAUUUAAUUCAAACGGUUUCUCUGAUGUCUGCAAAAAUGGCUAGCAGAAGUUGCUGCCUAGUGGCACCAUGAAUUGGUGGGCCCAGUUUCUUAAAACAAUGCCAAGUGGGCAUUACUGGUAGUGAUUGAGGAAGGCAAAAGCAGGAGUUGAUGUCUUGAUGAGAUCAAUGAUCAAAUACCUUUCAGGAAAUUGCGCCCACUGUCUUCUAAUACCACUCUUAACAGACUGUGCAUCACCCUUACAAACACACAGACUGAAGAUGUCUGCUGCUAUCUUCAAUUCUCCGGUUGCUGCAUCUGGUUAUGUUGGCUUAGCAACCAACCCUUCAAAAAUUUUCCCAGCUAAAGACUCUAUCGGAUGGACCAAGAAAACCGUCUCCAAUGGUUCAAGAACUUGCUGCACGAAGACGUGGAACCCGAUCAACAACAAGAAGUUUGAGACUCUGUCUUACCUCCCACCACUCUCUGAUGAUUCAAUUGCAAAGGAGAUUGACUACAUGCUCAAGAAGGGAUGGAUCCCUUGCCUUGAAUUUGAUGAGGUGGGUUAUGUUCAUAGGGAGAAUAGCAGGAUGCCAGGGUACUAUGAUGGAAGAUACUGGACAUUGUGGAAGCUACCCAUGUUUGGUUGUACCGACCCUUCUCUGGUGCUCAAUGAAAUCCAAGAGUGCAAAAAAACGUACCCAAGUGCUUAUAUACGCUGUUUAGCAUUUGACAACCAGAACCAGGGUCAGUGCAUGGCCUUUAUCAUUCAGAAGCCAACUGUCGCGGCCACCACCAGUGCUUGAAGGCAAGACACAGUCUUCUUUCCAAGAACUCAGUUUUCCUUCCAUUUUCACAUUCUCGCAGUUUUCUUCUUUUUCCUGUGGUAUGUUAUGUAUGCAAAAGAAUGGUUUAUAGUUGUAGUCUCCUGUUUUGGGAAGUAUAAUAAGAAGCUUGGUAAUAAUAAACGCCUUUGUUUCUGUAGUGA
Messenger RNA from Rosa rugosa (rugosa rose), 2040 nucleotides. Its product is annotated as ribulose bisphosphate carboxylase small subunit, chloroplastic 3-like. The record is from RefSeq and is a predicted model, not a curated record. The coding region runs from base 1232 to 1858 and encodes 208 amino acids. The transcript is spliced from 5 exons. NCBI's taxonomy places the organism in Eukaryota, Viridiplantae, Streptophyta, Magnoliopsida, Rosales, Rosaceae.